Molecule: messenger RNA, 549 nt
Organism: Vespula pensylvanica (western yellowjacket)
Lineage: Eukaryota; Metazoa; Arthropoda; Insecta; Hymenoptera; Vespidae
Product: peritrophin-1-like
Exons: 2
Coding region: 114-383 (89 amino acids)
Cellular component (GO): extracellular region
Molecular function (GO): chitin binding
Source: RefSeq, a predicted model, not a curated record
AGAUAUAUAAAGGUAAACGCGCAUAAGUUCGUCUAAAUUCUGCUGCGACAGUCGUUAUUAAUAAGUGUUGUUCUUUUUAUUUAUAUAAGACUAAAGUGACUGUUUUUUCCAAAAUGAAAGCUCUUUACGUUCUUACCGUUUUAACUUUCAUCGCCUUCACUUUGACCGAGCCGGUGAUCAAACCUCAAUGUCCAGAAGACGAUAAUCCGAACGCUACUCUGAUUAAAGAUCCAUAUCACUGUGAUUCAUACUAUGUUUGUUUGGAAGGUGACCCGAUUCCAAUGAAGUGUCCACCAGGCUUGCACUUCAACGAUCUAUUGAAGACUUGCGAUUAUCCGAAAAAAGCAAAAUGCAAGCCUCUUCCACCACCUUCCUCUGAUUAAACAGUUAUUAUUUACCUCACGUAUACGAUACGUGUGAUUGACAUAUGCCAUUCUUUCGCAAUCAUAAUAUCGCUUCCGAUGGAUAACGAACACGGCUAAUAUUUGUUUUAUUUAUGUAUAUAAUUGUAAUUCUUAAUAAAAAGACGUAUUGUAGAUAAGAACUGUA